Molecule: messenger RNA, 489 nt
Organism: Penaeus chinensis
Lineage: Eukaryota; Metazoa; Arthropoda; Malacostraca; Decapoda; Penaeidae
Exons: 2
Coding region: 1-489 (162 amino acids)
Biological process (GO): proteolysis
Molecular function (GO): cysteine-type endopeptidase activity
Source: RefSeq, a predicted model, not a curated record
AUGGCCAAAGAGGCACGAGGCUUUGUUCGCAUCUUCAACUUCAGUUCUUUUAUGAACAGAUCCUACCUGAACUACGAUGCUCGCAUUAUGUCAGAUGUGUUUGAUAACAUGGGAUACAUGUGUAAAACGCACUCGUCACUCACGGCUCAGCGAACCAAGGAAGUCCUGAAGAAUAUUAGGGAUGCAGAUGUGUUAAAGGGCGUCGGAUGUGCUAUAUUUGUCAUAUCUGGCUAUGGUGCUCAGAAACGAUCCCAAACUUUUGACCUUCAUCUUAUACACAACACGAGUGAAGUCACCACGAACUCAGCCAACCAAACUCCGAAAACGCUGAGACUGGCAGAUCCUCUCAACGACAUGGCUUAUAUACCUUCCAACAACAAUGGUCUCAAUUGCGUCCCGAAUGGGAAAGGAACUUCCUUCAACUGGUGUUUGUGUCGCACGCUGGCAGACCAUGCUGCUGAUCAGGAACUUGGUGAUCUCUACAGAUAA